AUGAACAGAUCAACUUUGCAACCCAGAUUUGCUGGCAUUCAGCUGCGCUCUAACCUCUAUGCCCGGUAUCUGUCUUCGGAGACACGGACAGCUAUUGACAAAGCUGUCGCAUCUGCACCUGUCGUUCUUUUCAUGAAGGGCACGCCAGAGACGCCGCAGUGCGGUUUCUCUCGGGCCAGCAUACAAAUUUUGGGACUGCAGGGAGUGGACCCGAAGAAAUUCGUUGCAUUCAAUGUGUUGGAAGAUUCAGAACUUCGUCAGGGUAUCAAAGAGUAUUCAGACUGGCCCACAAUUCCGCAAUUGUAUUUGGAGAAGGAGUUCAUCGGUGGUUGCGAUAUAUUGAUGUCUAUGCAUCAAAAUGGAGAACUUGCUAAAUUGCUCGAGGAGAAGGGGGUCCUUGUGGCGGCCGACUAA
Aspergillus niger is the source of this 414-nucleotide messenger RNA. RefSeq lists its product as uncharacterized. Bases 1 to 414 code for a protein of 137 amino acids. NCBI's taxonomy places the organism in Eukaryota, Fungi, Ascomycota, Eurotiomycetes, Eurotiales, Aspergillaceae. The transcript has 3 exons. The record is from RefSeq and is a predicted model, not a curated record.